UUUCACACUUGCAGGGAACGCAUGCGCGCAGAGGAGACCAACUGGUUUGUGUCAAGUCGGAGGCAGACGGAUGUGAUCGAGCUGAAAAUCACCUGUAUUCUGGCAUUCAUGGUGACACAUCCAUGGGCUCAGAGCGGGCGGAGAUGCGCAAGAGACAGAUGCAGGUUCACCAGGAAGCAGCUGCCAGUGUCCUCCAAGCGCGCCACAAAAUGGGAAACACCCCCACCAACGCCUCAAACGCCUGCUGCUUCUGCUGGUGCUGCUGCUGUAGCUGCUCCUGUUUGACUGUUAGAGGCGAGGAAGAAACCAUACAGAGGUCAACAUUGGAGCAGCGGCCAGAGGGAAACUCUAAUUGUGAAGAAAGCCCGAAACCCACUCUGGACGACGCUCGCUGCUGGGCGGUGUCGUUUGAGAGGCUGAUGAAAAGCGCAGCUGGCCGAAGCUGCUUCAGGCAGUUCCUGAGGACGGAGUUCAGCGAGGAGAACAUGAUGUUCUGGCUCGCCUGUGAGGAGCUGAAAAAAGAGACGAACAAGACCGUGGUGGAGGAGAAGGUCCGCCAAAUAUACGAGGACUUCAUCUCCAUUCUUUCCCCCAAGGAGGUCAGCUUGGACUCCCGCGUUCGUGAGGUGAUAAAUCGCAACAUGCUGGAGCCGACCUCGUGCACGUUCGACGACGCUCAGCAGCAGAUCUACACGCUGAUGCAGAGAGACUCGUACCCUCGCUACAUAAACUCGUCGGCGUACACAGACCUGCUGAAGAGCUUGGAGGAGCCUCCGCCCGAGCCGUGAACUCCCUCCGCUGCAGCACCGUUAGCUUUCCAGCGCAUGCAUCCCCCCCCAGACACACACAUACUUUAACAAAAAAAAAAAAAGGAGGAUCUUUUGUGUAAAGAAAAAAAGUCAGAGACCUGCUAUUUAGAGAAGGACAAGACAGGAAAAUGAACACAGCUGAAAGCCAGUCUUUAUCUAGCUUGUAACUGCUGUUUAUUUCCGCACGAUUAGUGGAUUUCCAAACCCUUCAGAGCAACCAAGAACAAGGAUGCUAGGCUCGGCAUCCGUUACUAUAUUUGUUCAGAAAACAUAUCUAUAUUUUUAUACAUAUAUAUAUAAAUAUAUUCCCUAGCGCUUGACAUUGCACUUUUCUACCUUAUUUAAAGCGGGAAAGCAUGUAUCUGUGAGCACUGCAUUUGUAUUUAGGUAUACUGUGAGCCUAAUGCAUAUUCAGUCUUGUAGAAACUUGUAGGUUUUAUUUAAAUGUACCUUAGGAAGAAAGGAAAGUGCCUUGGAACAACAUCUUCUACACAAGCACCUUCUAGUCCGACGUGAAGGGAGCGACAAUGACGUCACAUCAUGUUGGUGCUUUCAGCUCUUCUCAAAGU
Fundulus heteroclitus (mummichog) is the source of this 1378-nucleotide messenger RNA. Its product is annotated as regulator of G protein signaling 20. The coding region runs from base 123 to 788 and encodes 221 amino acids. The transcript is spliced from 5 exons. The record is from RefSeq and is a predicted model, not a curated record. NCBI's taxonomy places the organism in Eukaryota, Metazoa, Chordata, Actinopteri, Cyprinodontiformes, Fundulidae.